Messenger RNA from Clarias gariepinus (North African catfish), 3322 nucleotides. It is a transcript of the gene depdc1b, whose product is annotated as DEP domain containing 1B. NCBI's taxonomy places the organism in Eukaryota, Metazoa, Chordata, Actinopteri, Siluriformes, Clariidae. The record is from RefSeq and is a predicted model, not a curated record. The transcript is spliced from 11 exons. The coding region runs from base 118 to 1725 and encodes 535 amino acids. Gene Ontology annotation, biological process: intracellular signal transduction.
CGUGCCUCCCUACUGUAUAGCAAUAAUUAGGAAGUAGAUACGAGGAAAUUCGAUGGACAUGAAACAGAUUUUAAAUUUAGUCUAGUUUUAAAAGGUUUACUCAUAACAGGAUUAAAAAUGGAUGGAAGUAUGAUCGGCCCCGGUCCGUACAGGGCAACGAAGUUGUGGAAUGAAACCAUCAAGCUUUUCCGUGGAGGGAUGCCACUCAGACGACACUGGGCUCAUUUUCGUAGUUAUGAUAACAGCUUUUCCGGAUCUGAAGCCGUUGAUUAUCUCCACGAGCUGCUAAAGCGUAACCAGAACUUCGGGCCUGAGGUGACCCGCUAUCAGUCUCUACAGCUGCUAAGGAAGUUCCUUAAGAACCACGUGAUUGAAGAUGUCAAAGGACGAUACGGGAAAGAAGAUUUUGACGACAACGGCCGCUUAUACAGAUUUCCUCCAACAUCACCCCUCAAGCCUGUCCCUAAGCGUAUGCCUUUGGCGCAAAGAGACUUUGUUUCACAGACACUACGAUGGGACGAUGGUGAGGACACACAGUUGCCCUCGAUGAUACCCAUAAAGCCGCUUGUUUUGAAUUCUGUCGCAUGGAACAAGAGGCACAGUAUCGCCAUAGGGGAAGUUCCUGAGUGCAAGCUCGUUCGAAGGAGAGACGUCACACAGAAGCAUGUAGACCAGAUAUGGAAGACGAUGACUCUGAACCAUUUACAGAGCGUUUUGGGGUUCCAGUCUCUAGACGGUGUCGUCGAUGCCAAGCUCUUGAACCCCAAGCACAUUGUCCACAACGUGUUCAGCGUCAACAAACAGGGCAUCGUUGUUUUGAAGAACAAAGCAGAGGAUCUUCCUCAUUGGGUUUUAUCUGCAAUGAAAUGCUUGGCAAAUUGGCCUAACGGAAACGAGAGUAAUCAGCCCAUGUAUCCUGGCUUUGAGCGAGAUGUUUUUCGAACCGUAGCCGAACACUUCCAAAGAUUAAAGGAGCCACUACUGACAUUUCAUCUAUAUGAAAUUUUUGUCAGCAUUCUUGGACUCCUUCCACGGCGGCAGAUUGCGGUCGAGGCGAUGCAGGUCUGCUGCCUCCUCCUGCCUCCAGCCAACCGGCGAAAGCUGCAGCUGUUAAUGCGCCUGAUGACUAAAGCCUGCAACAAUCAUCUUCUCCCUCCACUUAACGAUACCAUUGGAACACGGACCCUGAUGGUCCAGACUUUCUCCCGCUGCAUUUUAUGUUCAUCAGAUGAAGUGGACUUGGAUGAGCUGCUGGCCACCAAACUCGUCAACUUCAUGCUGGACAACCACGAGAACGUGCUGAAGGUCCCUCCUGAGCUGCAGAGAUCCGUCCAAGAGCAUCUGUCCCACCUGAGACGAGCUCAGAUAAAGUAUGCGAGUGCAGACACAGACUCCAUGCUGGAAUCGCCACAGCACACUUUCUGCAAACAGAUCAGCAAGCAGGAGUUUGAGGAGCAGAGAGUCCAUGGCUCCCAAGGAGCAAUAGUGGAGCUGCUAGAAGGGAUCAUUCAUGACAAGGCCAUGUCUAUAAAGGACAAGAAGAAGAAACUGAAACAGUUCCAGAGAUCGUAUCCUGACAUCUACCGCAGACGCUUUCCUACACCUGAGAGCGAAGCUGCAGUUUUCCCAGAGAGGCCUCAGAAAAUCAAACCCCAGCUGACAUUCUUCACCCUGAAAAAGAAGUCUACACAGCCUUUCCAAAGGAGCUGGAGCUUCCGUGCUUGAACUGAAAAUAUAGUUAGCUCAUCACAAAGCUGCCAAGUACUGUAAAAAAAAAAAACUGUCUACAUACCCAUGGUUAUCAGGCUGUAGAUUCUGGAAUGUGUAGUAUGGUUAAAACUGGAAUUGUUCUGGUUUCUCUCAAUGCAUGACUGCUGGAAUAUUUACACUGGAAAAAUUGUCACUGGAUUACAGAUUAUUAUGAAUUUAAUGCAUCUCAUAUUAUCAUAACGAUAUCCACUGAUGACUGCUUGAAGUCUUAUUUUCAAGACGACAUACAGUAGCACUACAGUUUUCUGGUCCAAAAACGUAAUCUCUUAACAUAUAUUUAUAAGCGAUGCAUGACACUCAGGUGACAGCAGACUGUGGUCCAAGCAUGUGGCUGAUUUUUACAUCUCUUUUAUUGGAUCAGUGGCAUGGUAGUGUAAUGGUUGGUACUAUGGCCUCACACCCCCAGGUUUGAAGAUUCAAUUCCUGGCUUGGGUCUGUGUGUGUGGAGUUUGCAUGUUCUCCCCAUGCUCGAUGUGUUUCCUCUGACUGUCCGAAGAAAUGCUGGGUAGGCUAAUUGCCAUUUUGCCGGAGUGCUGAUAUAUAUGAGCUGUAAUAUUUUGUAUUUUUUACACCUAAAUGUAAGUUAUUACAUAUGUUAAACCCUGUAGCGAAUAAAAUAUAUUCAGGAGAAAUCCACUGCAGGGUAAAGGACACAUUUUUUAUGGUAAACUUUGGCCAGUAAAUUAUCAAGCUUAAAUCUUGAGUGCAAACAGAAAAAAAGAUGGUAGACUGUGGCCUCUUGUGUGGUAAAAAUGAAGGAGGUGCUACAUAUUGAGUAACAUCACACAGCCUUGCUGUUUUAUUACUGAACAUCUGGGAGGGAAAAAUAUUGACGUCUUGGUGUCUCACAUGGAGAGUUUUUUACAAUAAUAACAUUUUGUUCUCUUUGGCUGCUCGUUUUUCCUGUUAGCAAUUUUUGGGUCACUAUUAGGUCCACACACACACAUACAGAGUGUGUAUGGAAAUGCUCUCACUUUACCUAUUAAACAUAGCUAUGGUGUUUACUGUUAUUUUUAUUUUUUUUAUCAUGCAACUUUACUAAGUGAUCCUAAUUCAUGAUUUACUUUCUGAUUACAUUACUUCUACAAAGUUGACGGUUCAGUACUAUUCUUCCAGGUUUUGAUAAUGUACAGUAAGUGUUAUUAACUCAGUUGCAGUAAUUUAUCUUUGUCUUAACAAAUACAGUAUAUCAGUGGUUAUAUACUUUGUGACAAUUUUUCACUUUUUUUGAUGCUUCAUUGUAUUUAACAUUGUAUAUUUCAUGUUUUUCUCAAUUACAGUAUUAUUAUUAUUAUUAUUUUUACUUGGCCACAGUAUUGAUCAUUGCCGACUUUGUUUUUGACUGGUUAUAUGAGAUCUGUUUUUGAAGGGUGUGUUUACCAUGUAUGAUAUUCUCAUUAAUUCCAGGAUGAAAGUGGAACACCCAUAGUGGGAAACCCAUGCAGUCCUUUAAAUCACUGCUUAUUUUUUGUUUGCUAGGACUAAAUUAAACAUGGGUCAAGCUGUAUAUUUGUAUUCUUUGAUAUGCUGGAGUUGUUGUUACUGUAUGACA